UAGCACAGGAAGAGUGUCCAAAUGGCAGAGGAGAAAGGUAGAGUUUGUGUAACUGGAGGUACAGGAUUUCUUGGUUCAUGGAUAAUCAAGAGACUCCUUGAGGAUGGAUACGCUGUUAAUACCACUAUUAGAUCUGAUCCAGAACGUAAGAGAGAUGUUAGCUUCCUCACAAAUCUACCAGGUGCCUCUCAAAAGCUUCAAAUAUUCAACGCUGAUCUCAGCAACCCAGAAAGUUUCAGUUCAGCAAUUGAAGGGUGUGUUGGGAUAUUCCAUACUGCUUCUCCAAUUGAUUUUGCAGUUAGUGAACCUGAGGAAAUAGUGACCAAAAGAACCAUUGAUGGGGCAUUAGGCAUUUUAAAAGCAUGCCUAAAUUCAAAGACAGUUAAGAGAGUUGUUUACACUUCUAGUGCCUCUGCUGUUUGCUGGAAUGGCAAAGAAGAAGAAGUAUUGGAUGAGAGUAGUUGGAGUGAUGUAGAUAUGCUUAGAAGUGUGAAACCAUUUGGUUGGUCAUAUGCAGUUUCCAAGACCUUGGCAGAGAAAGCUGUUCUUGAAUUUGGAGAAAAACAUGGGUUGGAUGUUGUGACUCUAAUACCCCCUUUUGUUGUUGGACCCUUCAUUUGCCCUAAGCUUCCUGACUCAGUUGAGAAAGCAUUGGUUUUGGUAUUAGGCAAAAAGGAUCAAAUUGGUGUCACCCGUUUCCAUAUGGUACAUGGGGAUGAUGUGGCUAGAGCACAUAUAUUCCUACUUGAGCAUCCUAAUCCCAAAGGGAGAUAUAAUUGUUCACCAUUCAUUGUACCUAUUGAAGAGAUAUCUGAACUUCUUUCAGCCAAAUACCCAGAAUUUCAGAUACCAACAGCAGAUGAGCUGAAGGAAAUUAAAGGUGUCAAGUUACCACAUUUAAACUCGAAGAAACUGGUGGAUGCUGGAUUUGAGUUCAAGUAUAGCAUUGAGGAAAUGUUCGACGAUGCAAUUCAAUCCUGCAAGGAAAAGGGUUAUCUUUAAUCUAUCUAUGUCAUGAAGUUAUCAAAACAAUAAUUUGCCAAAGAUGAUUGAUAGUUUGAACUAUUUCAUAUCGCUAGCAAUGGUGGCUCAUGACAUGU
Molecule: messenger RNA, 1100 nt
Organism: Gastrolobium bilobum
Lineage: Eukaryota; Viridiplantae; Streptophyta; Magnoliopsida; Fabales; Fabaceae
Product: vestitone reductase
Exons: 4
Coding region: 22-1002 (326 amino acids)
Molecular function (GO): oxidoreductase activity, acting on the CH-OH group of donors, NAD or NADP as acceptor
Source: RefSeq, a predicted model, not a curated record